Molecule: messenger RNA, 1614 nt
Organism: Thamnophis sirtalis
Lineage: Eukaryota; Metazoa; Chordata; Lepidosauria; Squamata; Natricidae
Source: RefSeq, a predicted model, not a curated record
GAAGCCGUACAAGUAUUGAUUAAGCAUUCAGCUGACGUCAAUGCCAGAGACAAGAACUGGCAGACACCCCUACAUGUCGCAGCUGCAAAUAAAGCUGUGAAGUGUGCCGAAGUGAUAAUUCCCCUUCUGAGUAGUGUCAAUGUCUCCGACAGAGGAGGUCGGACAGCAUUACACCAUGCAGCUCUGAAUGGCCAUGUUGAAAUGGUGAGUUUACUUUUGGCUAAAGGGGCAAAUAUUAAUGCCUUCGACAAAAGGGACCGAAGAGCUUUACACUGGGCAGCAUACAAGGAUUGAUGAGAUGAACAUCUAUGGAAAUACUGCCCUUCAUAUAGCUUGUUAUAAUGGGCAGGAUUCUGUGGCUAAUGAGCUGAUAGACUACGGAGCUAACGUCAAUCAACCUAAUAACAGUGGAUUCACUCCCCUCCAUUUUGCUGCUGCUUCAACUCACGGGGCCCUUUGUCUGGAACUACUUGUGAAUAAUGGGGCAGAUGUAAACAUUCAGGACAAAAGUAUAGCAUAGUGUCCUUGUUUAGUAAUGAGCACGUGCUGUCUGCAGGCUUUGAUAUAGACACCCCAGAUAAAUUUGGAAGGACGUGCCUCCACGCUGCUGCUGCAGGAGGGACACCUUUGCACUAUGCAGCUGCAAAUUGUCAUUUUCAAUGUAUUGAGAUGCUGGUAACCGCGGGGGCCAAUAUUAAUGAAACUGAUGACUGGGGACGAACAGCUUUACAUUAUGCUGCAGCCUCAGACAUGGACAGAAAAAAGAAUAUUUUGGGUAACUCCCAUGAAAACUCUGAAGAAAUUGAGAGGUCCAAUGAAAAGAAAGAAAAAGAAGCUGCACUGUGUCUAGAAUUUCUUCUUCAAAAUGAAGCAAACCCUUCAAUCCAAGAUAGAGAUGGCUAUAAUACAGUGCAUUACGCUGCUGCUUAUGGACACAGGCAGUGUUUAGAACUGCUUCUGGAGAAAACAAACAACUUUUUUGAGGAAUCAGAUUCAAUAUCAGCAAGAAGUCCUUUGCAUUUAGCUGCCUAUAAUGGUCACCAUGAAGCAUUAGAAGUGCUGCUUCAGUCACUAGUAGAUCUGGAUAUUAGAGAUGAAAAAGGACGCACUGCCCUGGACCUUGCUGCAUUUAAAGGACAUAUGGAAUGUGUUGAGGCGCUCAUCAACCAGGGUGCUUCUGUCACAGUGAAAGAUAAUGUCACACAACGGACCCCACUCCAUGCCUCAGAUUAUGACAGGGCAUGAGGAAUGCAUUCAAAUGCUGUUGGAACAAGAAGUAUUAAUUCUGUGUAAGGAUGCCAGAGGCAGGACACCUCUCCAUUAUGCAGCAGCUCGCGGUCAUGCCACAUGGCUGAGUGAAUUAAUGCAGUUGGCACUUUCGGAAGACUACAAUUUUAAAGAUAAUCAGAAUUAUACACCAUUGCACUGGGCUUCUUAUAACGGAAAUGAAAACUGUAUAGAGGUACUGUUGGAACACAAAGCUUUUCGCAACUUUCAUGGAAACACGUUUUCUCCAUUGCACUGUGCGGUAAUAAAUGAUCAUGAAAACUGUGCUUCACUACUCAUUGGGGCAUUUGGUGGUGGCAUUGUUAAUUGCAAAGAUGAAAAAGGAAG